CUCCGCAAUUGCCGGCCCAACUUUUUUGAGAGCCAGUACUUCCGUCAUUAAUCGGAGUCAGUAUUCAUUGUUCACACACUGCAUCUUCCAAAGUUUGUGACUGCCAUAAUUUUUGAGAGCUCAUGGCGAACAGCAGCAGUACUGAUGUCAAGGUUCUGGGUGCAUGGCCGAGCCCAUUCGUGAUAAGGGUUCGUAUUGCACUGAACAUCAAAUCUGUUAAGUAUGAGUUUCUUGAAGAGACACUUGGUUCUAAGAGCCAGCUUCUUCUCCAAUCAAACCCUGUCUACAAAAAAAUCCCAGUUCUCAUCCAUGGCGGGAAACCCAUCUCUGAGUCUCUGAUCAUUGUUCAGUACAUUGACGAGGUCUGGAGCUCUGGUCCUUCCUUCCUCCCUUCUGAUCCCUACGACCGUGCUAUUGAACGAUUUUGGGCUGCUUAUGUUGAUGAUAAGAUUUUCCCGUCCAUGAAACUCAUUAACACUGCACAAGGAGAGGAAAAGGCUGCAAUAGUAGAACAAGUGACUGAAGGACUUGUGCUGUUGGAGGAAGCAUUUCAGAAGAGCAGCAAAGGGAAGGCUUUCUUUGGAGGAGAUCGAAUUGGGUUCCUUGAUAUCGCUUUCGGAUCGAUGUUGGGUUGGCUGAGGGCUAUAGAGAAGAUGGGCGGGGUGAAGCUGCUCGACGAGGCAAAGACUCCUGGACUGGUGCAAUGGGCGGAGAGCUUCUGCGCGGAUGGUGCUGUUAAGGGUAUUAUUCCUGAUACCGAGAAGCUCGUCGAGUUUGCUAAGAUUUUGGUGAAAAUGAAAGGAGCUCCUCUAGGCAAAAAUUAGUUAGUUUGUGUGGACAACUAGCUAGGUUUCGUCUUGAACUUUAUGGUAGCUGAUCAUUGGAUGGCAUCAGUUUAUCAUGUCUGAUCUUUUGCUAGGAGACGAAACUUUUGUACGUCCAUAUGGUACCUGAAAAGAGUGGUGAAUAAUAAAUUUGACUUGCUUAUA
Molecule: messenger RNA, 989 nt
Organism: Juglans microcarpa x Juglans regia
Lineage: Eukaryota; Viridiplantae; Streptophyta; Magnoliopsida; Fagales; Juglandaceae
Product: glutathione S-transferase U17-like
Exons: 2
Coding region: 123-824 (233 amino acids)
Biological process (GO): glutathione metabolic process
Cellular component (GO): cytoplasm
Molecular function (GO): glutathione transferase activity
Source: RefSeq, a predicted model, not a curated record